Gasterosteus aculeatus aculeatus (three-spined stickleback) is the source of this 8457-nucleotide messenger RNA. It is a transcript of the gene hipk3b, whose product is annotated as homeodomain interacting protein kinase 3b. Gene Ontology annotation, cellular component: cytoplasm; PML body; nucleus. Gene Ontology annotation, biological process: peptidyl-threonine phosphorylation; peptidyl-serine phosphorylation. Lineage: Eukaryota; Metazoa; Chordata; Actinopteri; Perciformes; Gasterosteidae. Gene Ontology annotation, molecular function: protein serine/threonine kinase activity; ATP binding; protein tyrosine kinase activity. The record is from RefSeq and is a predicted model, not a curated record.
AGAAAAAAAAAGACACGAGAGAAGCAGUCAGGCCCGCGGAGCAGCACGUCCAGACGGGGCAACGGAGCCUCUUUCGGAGAUGGGCUACUUCGCCCAAAGAGGAAGGAGACACAUUUGAACUGUGUAGCUACAGCCUGGAUUCGGCGUGGUGUUUCUGGCCGCUCAUAUGCAAGAGUUAUUUGUUGUUUAAAAUGUGGGAGAUGGUGGCGUUACCGAGAGGGAGCUCUCCCUUCCUGUCGUCUAGGACAAGAUGGCAGCAAUGCAGGCGGACUGUGCAUGGUAUGGAUCUAUAAGUCCAUAACAUGUCCAGAGAAGCCCGGGAUUAUACUUAUAGUGACUCUGUGUGAAGGUAUGGCCUCACAAGUCCUGGUCUACCCACCACACAUUUAUCAAACCCAGACAAGUGCCUUUAGCAGCGUGAAGAAACUCAAAGCGGAGCCCAGCAGCUGUGUGUACCAUGAGAGAGCACACCUGUCGACUCAUCUGAACCGCAGAACCCUUGGAAUCGUGCAGCCGACCAAACAAGCCCGCUCGUUUGUGAACCCUGACUCGGCGGCGGGCGUGAAAGUGCGCGGAGGACAACAGUACACGGUGCAGACGGUGGUGGUCCGUGGUGUACAGAGACAAGAGACUGGUAAUAGAGGAGGAGGACGAGGCCAAGGAGGAGGAGGACGAGGCCCGGCGGCGGCCCAGCAGCGACAGGACACAGGGGUCGUCCACUCGCAGGGCAAAGAGGAGCAGCAGCAGCAGCAGCAGCAGCAGACAGACACAGCAAGUGGGGGCAGCAGUGGAGCAACAGGGGCAGGAGGAGGGGGAAGGGGAGAGGGCCGGAGUGGAGGGGGAGAGGAAGAGGGUGACAAAGAAGAGGACUGUGGAGGUUUGAACUCAGCCGACGGCCCCCAGCGAUGCGGGCUGAAACGCAAGAGUGAGGAGCUUGGGAACCGAGGGAGCACCAUGCAGAUUGUGGAGGAACUGACGAUGCUGCCUGCCAUAAUGCAAACAACGAAUGUGGGGAACGCGGCCGCGGGGGGGCCCUCGAAAGCGGGUGCAGGAGGGAUGGGAGGAGGGGACGGGGACUAUCAGGUGGUACAGCAUGAGGUCUUGUGCUCCAUGAAGAAUACUUAUGAGGUGCUGGAUUUCUUGGGCCGCGGCACCUUUGGCCAAGUGGUGAAGUGCUGGAAGAGGGGCACGGGCGAGGUGGUGGCUGUGAAGAUCUUGAAGAACCACCCUUCGUACGCGCGGCAGGGUCAGAUCGAAGUGGGCAUCCUGGCCCGUCUGAGCGCGGAGAACGCCGACGAGCACAACCUGGUGCGAGCCUUUGAGUGUUUCCAGCACCGCAGCCACACCUGCCUGGUGUUUGAGAUGCUCGAGCAGAACCUGUACGAUUUCCUCAAGCAGAAUAAGUUCAGCCCGCUGCCCCUGAAGGUGAUCCGCCCCGUGCUACAGCAGGUAGCCACGGCGCUGAAGAAGCUGAAGAGCAUGGGUCUGAUACAUGCAGACCUCAAGCCGGAGAACAUCAUGCUGGUGGACCCAGUGAGACAACCGUACCGGGUGAAGGUGAUAGACUUCGGCUCAGCCAGCCACGUGUCCAAAGCAGUGUGCUCCACGUACCUCCAGUCUCGGUACUAUAGGGCUCCAGAGAUUAUUUUGGGAUUGCCGUUUUGUGAAGCCAUAGACAUGUGGUCCCUAGGCUGUGUGAUAGCUGAGCUUUUUCUGGGCUGGCCGCUGUACCCCGGGGCCCUGGAGUACGACCAGAUUCGCUACAUUUCUCAGACGCAAGGUCUGCCAGGGGAACAUCUAUUGAAUUCUGGGACAAAGAAGACACGGUUCUUUUGCAAAGAGUCUGACUCACCUUAUGCAGCAUGGAGACUAAAGUCAACAGAUGAGCAUGAGACUGAGACUGGAAUGAAAUCAAAGGAAGCCAGGAAGUACAUCUUCAGCUGUUUGGACGACAUAGCGCACGUGAACUUGGUGAUGAAUCUGGAAGGUUGCGACCUGUUGGUGGAGAAGGCGGACCGCCGAGAGUUUGUGGGCCUGCUGAAGAAGAUGUUGUUGAUUGAUGCGGAGGAGAGGAUCACCCCUGCAGAAGCUCUCAGCCACCCCUUCGUAACGAUGCAACACCUGCUGGACUUUCCCCAUAGUAACCAUGUGAAAUCAUGUUUCCACAUCAUGGAUGUUUGCUGGACUCGUCCCAGUGCAUACGAGGCGGCCAACAGAAACAAAGGGCCUUUCAUCCGAACUGUUGCCACGACAGCUGCUGCCUCUGUCAACCACCCAUUCAGCAAGAUUACCGGUGUCCACCCUCAAGGAUUAGCCCCAUCAGCCCAAUCAGUGAUGCACCCUGGGAUACCACUGCAGACAGGAAGUGGACAGUUUGGAUGCAGCGAUUCAUUUCCACAGGCACUCAUUCUGUGUCCCCCAACCAUUCAAGGAAUCCCCACCAACACAGCUAAACCAACAGGCUACUCUGUUCGAAUGGAGGGAUCUGUGCCUCUGGUCACUCAAGCACCUUCCAUCCAGCCCAUACAAAUCAGACCUGGAGUCAUCACACAGUCCUGGUCCAGCCGUGCACAGCAGAUCUUGGUGCCCACUUGGCAGCAGGUGACAUCAGUGCCUCCACCACCAACCACUUUGGCAGCUGACUCUGUAGCCGGCUCACAAAGAUUGGGUGACUGGGGGAAAGUGCGUCCCCAUGGUAACCAUUACAGCUCCAUGAUUGCUCAUUCUCAGCCAUUCUUAACCAACCAAAUGGCCAUGUCCACCCACCAGCCAAUCAACAUAGGCAUUGCACAUGUGGUGUGGCCACAGCCAGCUGCCAACAAGAGAGCCAAGCCUUGUGUGAACAGGGGCAGCAACUUCUCCCAAAACACAAACGUCCAAAAUAUAGCAUGCCAGUCCCCAAAGAUGGCCGAUACAGCAAAGAAUGUGCAGCAGGUGGAAGCCAGAUUCCCAGAGGAAGGGCAUGCUGCUGGAGAGGGGGCAGGGACACCGCAGGUGGAGGAGGAUGAGAACUGCUGUAAAGUGGAGCCGGACUGUGAGGAGCUGUCAGUUUCUCAGGAGCAGCGGCAGGCCAUGGUGAUCUCCGACUUAGCUAGCCCAACUGUUAGUGUCAUCAGCAUCAGCAGCGACGAAGAGGAGAGCGCUCAACGGCACUCAAUGGGGGAGUGUAAGGGCAGUGCGGCUUGUGAGGCGUGUCAGAGUACAGUCAGUAUGGAGAGAGUCUGCUCCCUCAGCAGUCCAGACAGCACGCUCAGCACCAGCUCUUCAGCCUCAGCCCAGUCCAGCACCUCACCCUGCAAACACCCCAACAGCAUGUCGGACGACGAACAGGAGAGCUGUUGCGACACGGUGGACAGCUCGCCCGCCUCGAACGCCUCCGGCCAUAGCAACAGUCCCUUCGCACAGCAGCGCUUUAUCGCAGACGGCAACCAUAACCGCGAGCCCCGCGUUGCGUGCGUGGCCCCGGAGACCGAGCCCAGCAGGCCGACAGUUCGCACCGUCGUGGUGCCUCCAAUGAGAGUGCAUAACAACAACUACCCUGCUGUUAGCGAAGCAUAUGGUCACUCAGAGUCUAUAUGCCUGUCCAAAGGGUGGGGCCUUCCUGGGCGACAUCAUCACCAGUCAACUCCCCUCCUCAACAGGCCGCAGAAGAUGCCCCCUGCAUUCCAGCCCCAGCAACAGCAGCCUAUAGGGUUUGGGCAGGUGCAGCAUUUUGGAUCCUGCCACCAGGAAUGGAACGGCAACUUUGCCCACCGGCGACCACAGGCCUAUAUUCCUCCUACAAUGCAUGGGCACACAUUCACCCUGUCCCACAGCAGCCCAAACCACACCACGGGCCCCCACCCCCUCCCCCACCUUGGGGGCCACCCUCACACGCAGCCCACCUUACUGUCCUACCCCCCGUCUGGCCCCCUGGUCACGGCCGCGCCCGUGGCCCACCUCCUGGCUUCCCCCGUAGCCUCCCGCCCCGUCCUCCAGCCCACCUACAGCAUCUCCCACCCGGCAGGCAUCGUGCAUCAGGUCACGGUGGGCCUCAACCACCGACUGCUGCCCUCCCCCACCUUGCACCCACAGGGCCCAUUCAAGCCCCUCUUUCCUUCCUACAUUGCCUCGCCCGCCUACGCCAGUUUCCCUCUCAGCCCCACCAAAAUAAACCAGUACCCUUACAUCUGAGCACAGCUGCCCAGGUGCCCUUUACACCACCCGAGGGCUGAGUGAGCGAGCAGGGCGAAAUCGAUCUUAGACCACAUGGUUCUCAUUUUCAAAAACCAUGGCACAACCAGAGAGAAAGCAAGCUAUUUUUUGAAUCAUGUAGACUUGUGUGUAAUUGAACUUCAAGCUUUAACAAAAAAAAAAAAGAAGAAGACGAAGACGAAGAAAAAAAGAUCACCAAUGGUUGAGAUGAUUUUGGCAAACAUUUAGAAGGAAACAGUGUAUGAAUGAUCGGAUGAAUGAGUAGUUAAACUCACACUUAAUGUGUAUUUUGCACAUUUGAUAUAUAUCUUUGCAUUGGAUCUUCUACGAAUACUCCUCAAACAGGUAAAAUAAUUGGGGUGGUGUUGAAUAGUUAGACUUUGCACCCCUGAUCCCAGCUAUUUUUCUAUAUUGCCUUCUUACGUGUGCAAGACACAUCCAUAUUUGUAAAGCCAUCCCAGUCUCUAGCUCUAGAUUGACCGAUUCACAAGUUGUCCAGUGUAUGUCGUACUGCGUUUGAAGUAUUUGUACCUUUUCUCGGUGUCUUUCGGUGUUAGCAAUGUCAAGUCGAAUAACCCGUUUGUAUAGGGUUGUUCCUCACGCUGCAUGUGGUCUUGCAUGAGCAAAAAUGUAAACGGAAAGAUGCAUAGACGUUGCUCUUAUUGUUUGUGUCACAAGACUCGCUGCAUUGUAUAACUGUCCCCAGCCAUAGUGCCUUACAUAUUUUGAGGUUGUUAAUGUUACUACUUAUAUAUGACUAUAUACAUGAAUAUUAAUGUACUGGACUGCGGCACUUGAAAUUCCAUUCAGUCGAUGCAUCCUAUGUGUGAGUAUAUAUAUGCACUCGUGUAUAUGUCCAUACAUAGCCUGCAUGGAUGUGAAGCAUCGCGGAUAGCGGUGCUUCUCUUUUGGAGUCGGUGUAUAUUUCAGUGUGUAGUGAGUUACUUUUCUGUUCUUUCAACAAGAACAGCAUGCUUUGCCGUUGCGAAUACUUACCGUUUCAUUAAAAACAUUUUUUUUUUCUUCCUUCAUUUUCCCUUUUCCCGAAUGAACUAGUGUACAAAGUGCAAGUACUGAGUAUUGCUUAACAUUUGCUAAUCACUUUCUAUUUAGUGAAACUAUUAUUACAAACAGUAUUUUUACUGUUUAAUGAAACUGCAAUACAAUCUAAAUAGUCGUUGAUUUUAUUUUCGUCUUCGUCUUUGUACUUUCAUUUAUUUGAGUGUUUUCACUUUGUUUCCUAGAUGUGGUGGGCAUGGCUUUGAUUAGGUAAGGAAGAAAAAAAUGCAAAUUAAUUCACAGUAUGGAAUUUUCUAAGCCUGAGCAAACCAUGCAGUAUUCGAUAUACACACAUAUAUGGAUAUAUAAUAUAGAGCUAGUCUAUUUAGUACAGAUGUUUGAUAAGGUGUGAGUUAAUUGUGUGCAAUUCUCUCAUUUAUGCAUGUGUGACAGUUAACUUUUCCCCUUUACAUUAUACCAUUUGUCAAAGGCUUAAGGCUUAUCGGUGUCGACUGCUUAUUUUAUACAUUCCGUCAGGGAGGAUAUAUACAUAUAUGGUAGCACCAGUCUAGAUAUAUGUAGAUAUGCCGUGCGUGCAUUUUAUCUGUUCAUUUUACUAGUUAAGCGUGUAUUUUCUUGUCUUUUAUUUUCAAAUGAAGUUGCUUUUGCAGCACCAAAGACUGUAAUUCAUUUCCUGAGCAAGGUAGCUAUUCUGUUUGCAUAGACCUCAGUUAUAAUAUAGUAUUGGAAUGGGGUUGAAUUAAAACAAACAAAAAAAUAGUAUUUAAACAAAACAAAAAAAAUAGCUGCAAUGGUUUUGUCUAGCUUAUUGGGCAAUUAAUAAGUCGUAUCAUUUCUUUCUUGAAUGUAUCAUAGGUAAGCUGCUACAUGAUGAUUGCCACUUCGAUAGCUGUGAAAUUAGGUGAUUUCUCUGAGUUUAAACCUAGUGUUGCUUUUUUUGUAUAGGUCCCUAAUUAUCUGAAAUAGAAGUGGUUUUGAUUUUUGUGUUUUGCGUUCAUAUUUGGAGUGUCAUUGUAACUACUGUACUGCUGAUGAUGAACAUUAGUUGCAUUUGUUGUUUUCUCGGGGUGUGUGUGUUUUUUGCAUCAGUAUUUUAUCCUUAUUAACCUUUUGGACUCAUCACUGCAUAUAUAUAAUGUAUCAAUGUAACUUAAUUUCUGUAUGUUUUCACAUUGAUGUUUUGUACGCUUCUGAAGCUAUAGCUUGCGGGAUUGAUUUCACUUUUUCAUUGCACGUAUAUAUGCGCUAUAAUACCAGUACUCUCUUCUGUGUCACAAGAGCACUGUGAGAUGCCAGAAGAAACACCUAAACAUAACGUUCAUUAAGUAGCUUCUGUCCACCAAUUACACACAAACGCACUCGCCACUAAGCACUCACACACGUGGGAUUAACUUUGGGGCGAUUAGACCGUUUGUCCAAAAAACAAAUUAGCCCGAUGUUUCUGUUCCAAAAUAAUGUUUUACAACUUGUUUUUGCUGUUAAAUUAAUUUAAACCAAUCUUUUGAUGCAACUGUUCACUGUUGUAUCUGGCAAGAAUAUCAGUCUGUCUUGUUAUUCUAAACAGCCUUGUGCUCGGAUCGCUCUGCCCUUUAUGAGUGUCUCAUAUCGAAAUGAUGUUUUGUCAACGCAAAACUGUGGUUAUUGUUAUGUGUUCCUUAACGAAGUUGAGACAGUGUGAGCAGCACUGUGUAUGUGCCUUGAGCUUCAGAAAGUGAGAAUUCAAGAUGGCGAAUCCCCCCCCCCCCGUAUUUGAUGAGAAAGGCAUAGAAUCCACCAACGGGCCGUUAGCAUAGAGACUGGGCGGCCUUUUAAACGGCCACGGUACCAGGAAUACAAUACACAAAACAGGACUUCAUCGCAUUGGUCAUUCCAGGGACCUGAAGUCCUCUGGUCAGCUUGUCGUAGAUGCUGGUGGUGCUCCUCUUGUGUCAGAUAGCCGCCACCAGAGCCCCUGUGAUAACACAAAUACACACACAAACAUCUUUUGGAUAGUCUCUCCCCGGCUAAACAGUAGAUGCAAUACUUUACAUCGUGCGGCCGUUGCACCACCAAGUGUUCUUAGAUAAUCUCCAUGCUUUACAUUACCUUGCAUGUUCACUUUGUGGGCCUAGAAGCUGUCUGCUCGGAGGAGCUUUUCCAUCGCGCAUAGUGGAAAAGGCAGAGCGCGAGUAACCAGAGCGCUUUUAAAAAAACAAACAAAAAAACACCAGUCUGGUUUGGAUGUUUAUUCUUUGUUUUGGAUGGAAACAGCUGUGUUAAGGAGGUUGUUGUUGUGAGUUCAAGACUCCACGUGUAAACACUUGCGUUGAUAUGGUUGUAUGUAUUUUGAUACCUGUACGCUUUACUGAUCAUACUCGAGUGUCACUUUGGGAAAGAAAGCUCAUGACAACAAGGCAUGAACUUGGCGGAUUAGUGCUUGAUAUAGUUCCCCCCCCAAUAAUCAGCAUGUGAAGUGUAAUCUGUGUUUUGAUUCCUCCAAAGGUAUUCACCAGCAAUGCGCCUGCAUAAACUCUCCCAUACUUGUUAGGGAAAGAAUGGAUGCAAGAGUAGAGACAUCUUAAAACCGUUUUCAUUUCCCACACCAUUGACACCUUGGGUUUAUGGAUACAUGAUUCUUUUUUUUUAGGAUUCAUUCAACAUUUAACAGAUAAAAGUUGUAAAAUUACAGUGAAAGUGAUAACUUUGAUAUCAGAAAACAAAUCCUCUGCUGCGGUAUUAUCCUUUUAGAGAUGUUAAUUCAGGGUCUGUAUUAGUACUACUGUGUUACUCUGAUUUGAUGAGGUUUGAUUUACUCAAGCGCUUAUUUUUCUGGUAAUCUGUCAAUUUUAAGAGUUAAUUCCCACUGCAAGUUAUGGAAUCAUCCGUUUAGAUUGAUCAUCAAAUAGAAAUCUGAACUGUUACUGUUUCAAUACCUGUAUACUUUUGUGGCUUUGUUUUUUUUCCAUUUUUCUUUCAUUUUGCUCUUUUACUUUUGUGCUACACUAGUUUGCCAUGUAGCAAUUGCACUGUGCAAUAUUUACAGUAUGAGAACUGGGAAAACUAACUCUAUGGAUGUGAUGUCUCUUUACAGUUUGCGAUAGUGUUUCCUCUCUAGUUCUCAGUGAUUUAGGUGUGACCAAGCCUUCUCUACUUUGUCACAUUAAGCGGGUUUUCCAGGUGACUCUUUUGGUGAGUGUCAAAAUAAGACUUUAUCGUGUAUUAUUGUUGAGAUUCACUUUGAAUUAAAAAAAAUCUAUCGAUGCA